CACCCAAGCCCGACUGCUAUGAAAAGUGAGUUAAUCGCAAAGUGAAGUGAAGUGAAAAAAUAAUGCCGCCUAAAACCAGUGGAAAGGCAGCCAAGAAGGCUGGCAAGGCCCAGAAGAACAUCACUAAGAACGACAAGAAGAAGAAGCGGAAGAGGAAGGAGAGCUAUGCUACCUACAUCUACAAGGUCCUGAAGCAGGUCCAUCCCGACACUGGCAUUUCCUCGAAGGCGAUGAGCAUCAUGAACAGCUUUGUGAAUGACAUCUUCGAGCGCAUUGCUGCCGAGGCUUCUCGUCUGGCGCACUACAACAAGCGCUCGACCAUCACCAGUCGGGAAAUCCAAACUGCUGUUCGUCUGCUCCUGCCCGGAGAGUUGGCAAAGCACGCCGUCAGUGAGGGAACCAAGGCUGUCACCAAGUACACCAGCUCCAAGUAAAUUUCCCCGCGGAUGCGGAGAAGCAUUAAAAAGGCCCUUUUCAG
This is a messenger RNA of Drosophila kikkawai, 478 nucleotides long. RefSeq names its product histone H2B-like. Gene Ontology annotation, cellular component: nucleosome. Gene Ontology annotation, molecular function: DNA binding; protein heterodimerization activity; structural constituent of chromatin. The record is from RefSeq and is a predicted model, not a curated record. Lineage: Eukaryota; Metazoa; Arthropoda; Insecta; Diptera; Drosophilidae.